This is a messenger RNA of Emys orbicularis (European pond turtle), 1065 nucleotides long. RefSeq names its product L-serine dehydratase/L-threonine deaminase-like. Gene Ontology annotation, biological process: L-threonine catabolic process; L-serine catabolic process. The record is from RefSeq and is a predicted model, not a curated record. NCBI's taxonomy places the organism in Eukaryota, Metazoa, Chordata, Testudines, Emydidae. The transcript is spliced from 8 exons. Bases 1 to 1065 code for a protein of 354 amino acids. Gene Ontology annotation, molecular function: L-serine ammonia-lyase activity; threonine deaminase activity; pyridoxal phosphate binding.
AUGAUAACAGCAUUUCCCUGGCUCAGAGGGCUGUUGGGUGGCUGGAUUCAAGCUUCAGAAGAGAGGUUUGAGCCCAGCAUGACUUCUGCCAGGAGCUUGCAUGUGAACACGCCCCUGAGAGACAGCGUCCCGCUCUCCAAGGUGGCUGGCACCAACGUCUACCUGAAGCUGGACAAUGCUCAGCCCACGGGCUCCUUUAAAAUCCGGGGCAUCGGCCACCUCUGUAAAAUGUGGGCGGAGAGAGGCUGCGAGCGCUUCGUAUGCUCCUCAGGUGGCAAUGCUGGCCUGGCAGCUGCCUACUCUGCCAGGAAACUGGGCAUCCCAGCCACCAUCCUUGUGCCCACGUCCACGCCAGCUUUCACCAUCGAGCGGCUGAAGGACGAGGGGGCCACUGUCUGCAUUGUGGGAGAGAUGCUGGAUGAGACCAUAGAACAAGCCAAGGAGCUGGUGAAGAACAACCCUGGCUGGGUCUAUGUGCCCCCUUUCGAUGAUCCCCUCAUCUGGGAAGGCCACACAUCCAUAGUGAAGGAGCUGAAGGAAGACUUGGACUCCAAGCCUGGGGCGCUGGCCCUAUCUGUGGGAGGCGGUGGGAUGCUGUGCGGAGUGGUCCAGGGCCUCCGUGAGGCAGGCUGGGAGGAUGUGCCCAUUGUUGCCAUGGAGACCAAAGGGGCGCACAGCCUGAAUGCUGCCAUAGCUGCUGGGCAGCUGGUGACGCUGCCAGAAAUCACCAGCGUCGCAAAGACCCUGGGGGCAAAGACGGUGGGAGCGGAGACGCUGAAGCUGGCCCGAGAGCACCCAGUCUUCUCAGAGGUCGUCACGGACCAGGAGGCAGUCAUGGCCAUCGAAAAGUUUGUGGACGAUGAGAAGAUCCUGGUGGAGCCGGCCUGCGGGGCGGCGCUGGCUGCCGUCUACAGCGGCGUGGUGCAGAGGCUGCAGGCGGAGGGGAAACUGGGCCGUGCCCUGGGCUCCCUGGUGAUCAUCGUGUGCGGGGGCAACAACAUCACGUUGGCCCAGCUGCAGCGCCUCAAGGAGCAGCUGGGGAUCCAGAACGUCAUGGCGGCCUAG